UUUCUGCAGGAUUUUUCAUAUGACGACUCAAAAGUGGAGUUUAACGUGGACGCCCCUAAUGGCGUGGUGAUGGAGGGCUACUUGUUCAAAAGGGCUAGCAAUGCCUUCAAGACCUGGAACAGGCGGUGGUUCUCCAUUCAGAACAAUCAGCUGGUCUAUCAGAAGAAGUUGAAGGAUGUACUUACGGUGGUAGUAGAGGAUCUCCGAUUGUGUUCUGUAAAACCAUAUGAGGACAUCGAGAGGAGGUUCUGCUUUGAGGUCGUCUCCCCCUUCAAGUUAAUGAGUCUUGGCGUCCACUGUUCGAAGGUGCGUUCCUUGACCCUCGACUCGUGGGAACCAGAGUUAUUAAAGUUGAUGUGUGAGCUUGGAAACAGCGUCAUCAAUCGCGUUUAUGAAGGUUCCUAUCAAGAGCAGGGUCUGAAGAAACCAUCGCCCUCCAGUUCAAGGCAGGAAAAAGAGGCGUGGAUUCGAGCCAAGUAUGUGGAGAAGAAAUUCCUGAAGAGGCUGGGUUCCACUGAGAUCCUGGUUAAUGGAGAGAGGAAGUCAGAGAGGCGGUGGAGCGUGAAGAAGUGCAGAAGACACAACAGCGCCACCACUGUUCCAAAAACCCAGCGGAGAUACAGACAAGAGCCUGGCAGCACCUCUCCUUCUGCUCUCUCAAUAGCAGCGGCAAAAUUCAGACGAGAGUCUUUGUUUUGCCCGGAUGAGCUGGAUUCUCUCUUCUCUUACUUUGAUAAUGGAUCUGGUCCUCGGAGUCUAAGCAGCGACAGCGGCCUGGGAGGCAGCACAGACGGCAGUACAGACAUCCUGGUGUUUGGCUCAGUGGUGGACAGCGUCACGGAGGAGGAGUGUGAAGAAUCUGAAGACUCGAGCGGUGAGACCGAGCCUGAGACGUCAGACCCGGAGGACAUGAGGGAGAUGGAUCCUGGAACCCUGCUAUAUAAAGCCUCUAAAGCUCGCAAUCUGCCAGUGAUGGCUGAAGCUCUAGCCCACGGCGCCGACGUUAAUUUGGUCAACGACGAGGACGAAGGAAAGACGCCCCUUAUACAAGCUGUUACUGGGGGUUCUCUGGUUGCCUGUGAGUUCCUGCUGCAAAACGCUGCUGAUGUCAACCAAAGAGACGCAAGAGGGAGGGGCCCAUUGUAUCACGCUACUUAUCUAGGGCACACAGGACAGGUGUGUUUGUUUCUCAAAAGAGGAGCUGCGCAGAAUGACUGUGAUGAAGAAGGCAUGGACCCUUUGAGUAUAGCCGUGCAGCAAGCCAAUGCAGAUAUCGUCACGCUGCUGCGACUGGCCAGGAUGAAUGACGAAAUGCGGGAGUCAGAGGGACCGUUUGGACAGCCAGGAGACACUACAUACCUUGACAUCUUCAGGGAAUUUUCCCACAUGGCCUCCAACAACCCGGAGAAGCUGAAGCGUAGGAGUUUGCAUUUCCGACACUCGUUCAGGUAGUCGACUGGAUAUCUGGAGAGGAAAAGUGGCUCCGCUUCACGCUUCUAAGAGACCUACAAGAUACCUGGAGCACCUCCAGUUCAUCAGUCUACCACUUCCUGUUCCUGUUAAAAUGGUGAUAAGCUGUUAGGAUAGAUUGAUUGUGUCUCAGAGGAACUUUUAUUUUGGUAGGGCAAUAUUCUUUUGAGGAACUGCUGGUCUUUUCCUCUUGAAUAUGAAUUUAAAAACCUACUUUCCCUUAAAUGUUGAUGAGCACUUAUUCUGGCUGCGGUCAUAUAUAUAUAAAAAACCAUUUCUGUCAUGUUGGUGAUUGAAGGAAUUUCAUUAUUACCAUAUAUUUUCUCUGUAUGCAUGCAUUACAUUUCAUAUUUUAAACUUACAUUCAAAUACAGCUGAUAAGUUUUACGUUAACCAUCCGUAUUAUACAGUUGCAGUGAUGUUUCUUUGAAUGUGCAGCCUAUUUUGAUAAGAAACGUGUUUUAUUUUGCAUCGACUACGCUGGUCUAGUCCUUCUCUUUGAAUGUACUUUGCUUCACCACUAUGAGAUGAGGUCUUAACGUCCUGUAUGCAUGCUGGAGAAGUGAAAUAAAGUGUUAAUAUAUCAAGAGAAAUGAAUGAAAAUAAAUG
This is a messenger RNA of Cyprinodon variegatus (sheepshead minnow), 2079 nucleotides long. RefSeq names its product arf-GAP with coiled-coil, ANK repeat and PH domain-containing protein 3-like. The annotation marks the transcript as partial. NCBI's taxonomy places the organism in Eukaryota, Metazoa, Chordata, Actinopteri, Cyprinodontiformes, Cyprinodontidae. The record is from RefSeq and is a predicted model, not a curated record. Gene Ontology annotation, molecular function: protein binding; GTPase activator activity. The transcript has 14 exons.